This is a messenger RNA of Nothobranchius furzeri (turquoise killifish), 6637 nucleotides long. Lineage: Eukaryota; Metazoa; Chordata; Actinopteri; Cyprinodontiformes; Nothobranchiidae. The record is from RefSeq and is a predicted model, not a curated record.
UCCUCUUUCAUUCUGCUUUUCUCUGCUGACUCAGUGCAGCCUCUCUCUUAUUCAUUUGUCUACAGCUCAACAGUUUUAGUUUCUUUUAGCUUUCCGAUGUUUUCUCUUUCUUUCCACGUGAUUUUUUUUUAGCUUUAUUCGUUCUUAUAUUUACUCUGGACGUCAGUUAGUUAAGGAUGUUCAGAACCACCAGCCUCCAGGCCCACCGUCCCAGCAGUGAGUUCUGCAGCAGCAGGUUCUAGGAGCGGAGCCCGGUGUGACCUUGGGCGGUGGGUGGCGCACCGCUCCAGUCUGUGGGAAGAGGAGCGGGACGGACGGAGCUGCGCACCAGGACGGGACCGGAUCUCCACCACUCUCAAACAUCAGGACCACACCGGAGCAUGAUGGAUCUGUGAGGACCGUGGGCCGAACCGGACCCGCUCCCUUUCACGGUUAGAUCAGUUGUUUUGAGCGUUUUCCUUUCACCAUGGGCAGCGCUGAUAUGCUGCUGGCUGCGCUCCUCAUCCUCAUCAGCCACCAAGCUGAAGCGUACACCUACAGGAACCAGCGCAAGUUCUCACAAGAUAUCGACUGGUCGUAUGCAGGAACAUUAAACCAAAAAAACUGGGCCAAGAAGUUUCCAUCGUGCAGCAGUGCCAAGCAGUCUCCCAUCAACAUUGAGGAGAAUCUGGCUCCAGUUAAGCUGCAGUACCAGAAGCUGAGGUUUGAUGGAUGGGAGAGUCUGACGAGUGACCGGACAACCAUUAAGAACAAUGGCAAGACAGUGGAAGUCUGUGUGGACGGAGAGUUUUAUGUCAGUGGAGGUGGACUCAGCUCAAAGUUCAAGGUGGGGUGCAUCACGUUCCACUGGGGGCGCUGCAAUUCUUCAUCAGAUGGCUCGGAACAUAGUCUGGAUGGAGUUACAUACCCUCUAGAGAUGCAGAUCUACUGUUAUGAGGCGCAUCAGUUUGACUCUUUGGAUGAAACCAUCAAGGCCAGGGGCAAGAUCACGGCACUUGCUGUGCUGUUUGAGACCAGUACUGAAGACAACAUGGACUAUGCCGCCAUCAUAGACAGCAUCAGCAGUGUGAGCAGAUAUGGUAAGAGUGCAGAGGUUUUGCCGUUUACUAUGCAAGGUCUUCUGCCAAACUCCACGGAGAAGUACUUCAUCUACAACGGUUCCCUGACUACGCCACCCUGCAGCGAGACCGUUGAAUGGAUUGUCUUUAAGAACAGAGUAGCCAUCUCUGAUGAGCAGCUGGAGAUGUUUUGUGAGGUGAUGACGAUGCAGCAGGCUGGCUACGUGAUGCUGAUGGACUACCUGCAGAACAACUACAGGGAGCAGCAGGAGCAGUUCACGGGCCAGGUGUUCUCCUCCUACACAGGCAUCGAGGAAGUCCUCACACCUGUUUGCAGUUCGGAGCCUGAAAGCCUCCAAGCUGCAGCCUACAACCUCAGCAGCCUGCUAGUGACAUGGGAGCGACCGCGGGUGGUGUAUGACGCCAACAUCGAGAGGUACUCCAUUACCUACCGCAUGGCCAGCGCAGAGGAACUGGUCCUGUCAGAAUACCUGACAGACGGAUAUCAGGAUACAGGGGCGAUACUUGACGGCCUGUUAGCUAACACCACCUAUGAGGUGCGGGUGGUGGCCAUCUGCACCAACGGGCUUUAUGGACACGUUAGCAACUUCCUGACUGUUGUCAUGCCAACAACUGAUGCUGAAAGUGAACUUGAUUCAGAUUUAAAUGAAUUUGCAUCAGAGGAGACCUUUGAACCUGAUUCCUCCUGGAAUGAGCUGGAAGAGACCAUAAACAACAACUUGGACUGGAGUUCCAACGCUAAGAGGACCACAACUCCCGCAUCACAGUUUUUACCCUUUCCCCCCAUCAGAACCUUUACAACAGAGUCCAGCCAGAGGAGCUCUACCACCGACCCUGUUCAGCACCUUAAACCCACACACUCUAGUGAAGCACUGACCCGGUCGAAAGACCGAUCGCUCCACGGCCGUGCCUCACAGCCACCGGAGGUGUUAACAGAAACCAGAGGAAUUGCUGAAUUUGGCAUCAACAGCAUUUUUCACACCACAACAGCAACUAAACCCUUUGUUUCAACAUCUGCUGCUUCUUUAUUUACAAAAACAGACAAUGUUCAUGGAGACGUCCGUUCAACAAGCUCAUCUGAAAAAUCACAAGAGGACACAGGUGCCAUCCUGAUCAUAGCAUCGCCCAACUCUGGAAACAUGAGUACGGCAUCAUCACCAUCCCUCAUCCAGGCCAAACAAGGUUCGACCAAAGCCACCACCGCAGAUGGAAUGCGCGCCACUAGACCCAGAGGACAUUCUGAGUUUGGAACAUCAACACUCACUGUCCCGACUCCCUCUUCAGGAGGAGCUAAAGAGGACACAAGUCCCAGCACGCCCACUUUUCCCUCUACGAUGACCUCGGUCCCGCUGGGUGAUGUUCUCUUGCAUCCCACACGGUCACUGUCUAAGGGUGAGCUCCAUUCUGUCUCCCCCUCUUGUUCCUCCUUCUCCUCGUCUGCUCUGUGUGCCACCUCGGACCCAAGUGCUGUACCCUUCACCAGCUUGCAUGAGCCUUCCUCUGAGUGGCUGAUGUUGUCUGCCUCUGCUUUGGACUCCCAGCAUGCUGCUACUCCACCUCUGUCUAGCCAAGACCCUUUUUCUUCUCCAGUCCCUGGCCUCCCUGCCUCCACGCUGCCUCCCUUUCCUCACCCCUCCUCACACUCCCGGUCUGUAUGGGGGAUUGACUCUACCUACCAGAGUGUCAGUCUUGGUGGUAGUGAUGGUGUUUGGUGGUCUGGGUCAUCAGUGUUUAGUAGUACCCCUCCCCUCCAAACAGUGCUGGUCCUUUCUGGCACCACCACAGAACUUUCUGGUGCUUCCUGGGAUUUGUCCCUCUCAUCCUCCCUCUCUCCCAGCCCCAACCCUCAGCCUCCAGUCCUUUUUUCUAGUGAGUUCACCUUUUCUGAAGACUUAUCCAGAUCCGUAUCGUCUGGGUUUGAGGGCUCGGGGUACGCCACUGGAGGCACAACAGAGGUGUUGCUCCCUGAGGCCACUGGUGAUGGGUUUUCUUUAGCUAGUGAUGUGGACCUCAUGUGUGGCUGUUCUCUGGAACCAUCCACAUCCUCAACUUGGUUGCAUGUCUCUCUUCAUAGUCCUCCACCGUCUUCAACCUGGGAUUCUUCAAGUGUAGAACUUUACUCUAGUGUGGGCCUGCUUUCAACCUCUGGUGUUGGGAUAGACCACCUUCUAAGCUCGCCUACUUUGGUGUUCUCUCCCUCCUCUCCACAGCUUCUCCCAGACACCAAUAGUGACCUGCAUAUUUCUGUUGCAGCCACAGCGUCUGCAGCUCAGGACUUUGGGUUGUCAGCAUCAGAGACAAACACCACCUCCCAAACAACACUCCCCCCUUCCUCACCCACCGCCCUUCCACCAGAUCCUGCUCCAGAGAGCCAGGCAUUAGAUGCCAGCAGCACCUCCGGCUCAACCCUUUUCUCUGACCUCCAGGAGAGCAUAGACCAGGAGUGGGAUAGGGUUCAAACCUCAGCAUCUGGGGGGAGUGGGCUUCCUAAUGCCACCAAAGUUACCAUGGAGUCUGGCCACAGCCCAGAUGAUGUGGAAGAGCACUCCUCAGCAUUUUAUUUUGAAAGUGGCAGUGGCAUCAUCUCUGAAGUAGAAGGUGUAGGGACCCCAGCAUUUUCUGAGGUAACAUCAACUACCCCGUGGUCGCUGGGUGGGGCAGAAGAAAGUGGCUCAGGGCAGGGAGAGAGCCUCUACGACAAUGAGACAUCUUCUGACUUCAGUAUUUCAGAGCAGACAGAAGAAGAGCCAGCCGCAGAUGCCAGUAACAGCAGCCAUGAGUCGAGGGUCGGCUCAGUCAUGGAAAGAGAGAAGAAGGUUGUUCUUCCUCUGGCGGUCAUCUCCACCUUCACCCUGCUGGGCCUGCUGGUCCUCAUCGGCAUUCUUGUCUACUGGAGGAUGUGCUUCCAGACGGCUCACUUUUACAUCAACAACGUUCCCUCUGCUGGAGUCAUCACUGCCCAGUCCACAGCUGAUGAGGAAACGGCUUUUUCUUUGAAGGAUUUCGUCAAACACGUCGCUGAGCUGCACAGCACCCAGGGCUUCCAGCGAGAAUUUGAGACGCUAAAGGAGAGUUACAAGGAGGUGCAUUCAUGCACCGUGGACAUGGAGCUGACUACGGACAGCUCCAGACAUCCUGAUAACAAGACCAAGAACAGAUACAGCAACAUCCUGGCCUUUGACCACAGCCGCGUUCGACUUUCAUCACAGGCCUUCAAAGACGUGAAGACGGGCGAUUACAUCAACGCUAAUUAUGUGGAUGGUUUUAAGAGGCCUCGGUCGUACAUCGCCACUCAGGGGCCCCUGAGGUCCAGCAUCGAGGACUUCUGGAGGAUGAUUUGGGAACAGAAUGUCAGUGUCGUUGUCAUGAUCACCAACCUGGUGGAGAAUGGGCGGAGAAAGUGUGAUCAGUACUGGCCAGUGGAGGUGCAGGAGGUGUACGGCAGCUUCCUGGUGUCAGUGAAGAGCACCAAAGUCCUCGCCUACUACACUCAGAGAACCUUCACUGUGACAAAGAUCAGCAGCAAAAAGGGCUCCCAGAAGGGGCGGGGCAGUGAGCGGGCUGUAACACAAUACCAUUACACCCAGUGGCCAGACAUGGGGGUCCCAGAGUAUUCUCUGCCUCUGCUGAACUUUAUAUGGAAUUCAUCACAGGCCAGGACUGACGGCAUGGGGCCACUGGUGGUCCACUGCAGUGCUGGAGUUGGCCAGACUGGCACAUACAUCGUCCUGGACAGCAUGCUGAAGCAGAUGAAGGAUGAAGGCACCGUGAACAUCACAGGGUUCCUCAAACACAUCCGUACUCAGAGGAAAGACCUGGUCCAGACAGAGGCGCAGUAUGUUUUUAUUCACGAUGCAUUGGUGGAAGCCAUCUUAUCUGGUGAGACAAAGGUGACGGCAGAUCAUCUCCACAAGUAUGUGGAGGAACUUCUGACUCCAGGACCUGCUGGGAGGACCCAAAUGGAAAAACAGUUCAAGCUGGUGUGUCACUCAGGAGUCCAAAAGGUGGACUUCUCUGCUGCCCUUCAUGAGCUCAAUCAGAACAAAAACAGGGACAGCUCUGUGAUUCCGGUUGAGAGGACACGUGUGCGUCUGUCUACAGCAGGUGGAGAAGGGUCAGACUACAUCAACGCGUCGCACAUCGCAGGAUACAGACAGAGGACCGAGUACAUCAUUACCCAGAAUCCUUUGCCUGGGACCACAAAGGACUUCUGGAGGAUGAUGUGGGACAACAAUGCUCAGCUCAUUGUGUCACUGCCUGGGACGACGGAAGAAGCAGAACCGUGUGUCUUCUGGCCUCACAAAGAACAACCAAUCACCUUUGAGAUGUUCACUGUUACUCAGAGGAGUGAGACUCACCUGUGUCUGUCCAAUGAGGACAUGUUGGUGGUCCGAGAGUUCACGCUGGAGACUACACAGGAUGAUUAUGUUCUGGAAGUGAAACAAUACCACGCCCCCUGCUGGCCAAACCCCGACAGCCCUAUCAGCCAAACCUUUGAGCUCAUCGGCCUGGUGAAGGAAGAGAGUGUCAGCAAAGACGGGCCGAUCGUAGUUCAUGAUGAUGUGGGCGGGGCUGCAGCAGGAACAUUCUGUGUCCUAUCCUCUCUGAGGCAACAGCUGGAAUCUGAAGGGUCAGUUGACGUAUUCCAACUGGCCAGGCUGACGAACCUCAUGAGACCAGGAGUCUUCAGUGACAUGGAACAUCUCCAGUUCCUGUACAAAGCCAUGAUGAGUCUUGUUGCAUCACAAGAAGAUGAGAAAACCCUCCAGUCAUCCGACAACAAUGGCACCAUUGUGGUGGGUGCCACCAGCACCACGGAGAGCCUAGAGUCUCUGGUGUAACGUUCUCACAUCAAAGGAACUUCUACGAAGGCUUUUUGUUCUUUCCCUUGAAGCGCCAGCAGGACUUGUGAGGCCUCCAUCGGUGCUGCUCAGCAAUAAUUGUGUCUGUCGUGGACGCUGUAGUUUAAGACCGGCAUGUUAGUUUGUGCUUGACUGACACCAGACUGCUCUAUAGUUGGUUAACGUGUGCCUUUUCAUACUCCAUCCCAUACGUCUAAGUCAUGUGCUGUAGAUGAACCAUCUAACCAUUCACCACUGUUCUGCCCGGACACAUUUUAUUGAACUCUCUCUAAAGAUUUGUGUUUCCUGUCACUCGGCUAAAACGGAAACGCUGCAACCGUUUGCAUCGAUAUGUAUUUUAAAAGCGUUUCUGCACAAAGCUCCUCUGUAAAUAAGGCAACACUAGCAGCAUCUUCCUGAUAAAUGAAAAGGGCUUGGAUUAUUAAGAUAGUAAUCUAACGAGGAUGUAGUAAUAACGGUGAUGGACCAAAUUUCUAUUUAUACUUCUAAAUUUUUAUAUUUGACUAUUUUUAGUGUGUCUGGAUUGUUUAAAUCUAGUUGAAUAGCUUGAGAAUAUUAAUGCUUUUAUACUCUGUUUUGUAACGGACUAAAUGUGACGCACUGGCAUUUGUUUGCUUUACUAACCGUUAUUUAUCUGGAUGUGAAACACACUGCUGGAUUAUUAUUCAGGGGAUUAAAUAAGUUGGAGAAUUUAAA